Balaenoptera acutorostrata (minke whale) is the source of this 372-nucleotide messenger RNA. RefSeq names its product CST complex subunit TEN1-like. Gene Ontology annotation, molecular function: telomeric repeat DNA binding; telomerase inhibitor activity; single-stranded DNA binding. Gene Ontology annotation, biological process: negative regulation of telomere maintenance via telomerase. The coding region runs from base 1 to 372 and encodes 123 amino acids. The record is from RefSeq and is a predicted model, not a curated record. Gene Ontology annotation, cellular component: CST complex. The transcript has a single exon. Lineage: Eukaryota; Metazoa; Chordata; Mammalia; Artiodactyla; Balaenopteridae.
AUGAUGUUGCCCGAGCCUGGGAUCUGUUACUUCCCCUGGGAGGUCAGCGCCGGCCGAGCUCCUGAUGGGGACACACUGAGAACGCUCGGCAGGUUGUACAGCUACGACACGACGCGGUCCCGAGUGACCCUGGUGGCUCGGCACAGAUCCCACCAGCACUCGAUCCUCGUCUGGACCAAGUUGGUGGAACCGCUCCAAGCCCAGGUGGGCCCCCUCUACACCGUCCUUGGGGAGCUGGGUCACCAGAAGGACGGAGGCCGUGGGGUGAAGGCCCGGGAGCCGGCUUGUGUGGGAGGCACGAGUCUCCCCUGGUUAGAACAAGCCGUCCGGGAGGAGAGGCUGUACCAGCGCAAGGGGGCCAGCAGCCAGUAG